GUCAUUCGUGUCUACAAAAUUUGUUCGAAAAAACUUCUGUCUCUCUCUCUCUCUCUCCUCUUUCUGUUCCAGUUUCACACUAUCUUCUCUUGGUACGAUAAGAGAAGCAGAGAGCUUGACCGGUUACUUUCCAUUCCCUUGUGGAGUCCGCAUGCCGUAUCAUCCUCCGAGAUUCGAAUUCUCUCAAUCUCUCUGCUGCAUUACUUAAAGAAAAACAAAGAUAUAGAGAGAUAGGAACGGACAAGGAGAGAUUUCUUGGUGUCUUUGGUGUGAACCGGAGAUGGGUUUGUUGGCUUCUCUCCUUUGUGUUCUCGCUUUCUUUGCAUUCUCUAGUUUGAGACUGGCUUGUGGGAACCCAGAGCUCAACGCCCUCAUGGAGAUGAAGGCUGCUCUCGACCCAGAAAAUAGGUUCCUUUCCUCUUGGACUAGCGACGGUGAGCCGUGCAGUGGCUCUUUCGAAGGUGUGGCGUGUAACGAGCUUGGAAAAGUGGCCAACAUUUCGUUGGUGGGGAAGGGUCUCACCGGCAGGCUUCCUCCGGCAGUUGCUGGCCUUAAAAGCUUAUCGGGUCUGUAUCUACAUUUCAACUCAUUAUCCGGAGGGAUACCCAGAGAAAUCUCCAAUCUCACUGAGCUCUCUGAUCUCUAUCUCAAUGUCAACAAUUUCUCUGGGAACAUUCCUUCGGAAAUCGGAAACAUGGCUAGUCUUCAAGUCUUGCAGCUCUGCUAUAACCAGUUGACGGGAAGCAUACCGACGCAGCUGGGGUCUUUGAAGAGGCUAACCGUUCUCGCUUUGCAGUUUAAUCAGUUAUCUGGUGCCAUUCCCGCGAGUUUAGGGGAUCUGGAAAUGCUCAUGAGGCUGGAUUUGAGCUUUAAUAGACUCUUUGGUUCAAUUCCUGUAAAGCUAGCUGAUGUUCCUACUCUGGAAGUUCUAGACGUUCGUAACAACACCCUUUCGGGCAAUGUUCCUCCUGCCUUGAAGAGACUCAAUGAAGGAUUUCAGUAUGGAAAUAACUCGAACCUAUGUGGAGUUGGGUUUUCUACCUUGCAAGUUUGCAGUGCUUCAGAUCAUCUGAACCCCAACAGACCUGAACCCUUUGGACCAGGCACUAAUGGCCUUGCUACGAGAGACAUCCCAGAAUCUGCCAAUUUACAGGCACAUUGCAACCAGACCCACUGUUUGAAUUCAACAAAAACUUCCCAAAUAGCUGUUACUGUUGGAGUUGUCUCAGUUACUGUUGCAUUGGCAGUUACUGGCCUUCUCACAUUUUCAUGGUAUCGUCGACGGAAACAGAAGAUUGGGAGUGCAUUUGAUAGUUUGGAUAGUCGGCUUAGCACUGACCAAGCCAAGGAGGUCUACAGGAAGAGUGCUUCUCCACUCAUCAGUCUUGAGUACUCUAAUGGAUGGGAUCCACUGGCUGAUGAGCGGAGUGGAAGUGGCUUCUCCCAGGAAAGCCUCAAGACCUUUAGGUUCAAUUUGGAUGAGGUGGAGUCUGCAACACAGUACUUCUCUGAGGUAAACUUGUUGGACAAGAGUAACUUCUCGGCAAUCUAUAAAGGGAUUUUGAGAGAUGGUUCUGUUGUUGCUAUCAAGAGCAUUAGCAAGACUAGCUGCAAGUCUGAGGAAGCUGACUUUUUGAAGGGGUUGAACAUUCUAGCCUCUUUGAGACAUGAAAAUCUUGUAAGGCUAAGAGGGUUUUGCUGUUCAAGAGCCAGGGGUGAAUGCUUUCUCAUUUAUGACUUUGUCCCAAAUGGAAACUUGUCAUGGUAUCUUGAUGUGAAGGACAGCAAUGCCCGUGUGCUUGAAUGGUCGACCAGAGUUUCAAUCAUUAUUGGCAUAGCCAAAGGUAUUGAAUAUUUACACAGCAACAAAGCAAACAAGCCUGCUCUGGUUCAUCAAAAUAUAUCAGCCGAGAAGGUGCUCAUUGAUCAACGGUUCAAUCCUCUACUCUCAGAUUCUGGUUUGCACAAGCUCCUUGCAGAUGACAUUGUCUUCUCAGCACUCAAGGCCAGCGCUGCCAUGGGAUACCUAGCCCCUGAGUAUACAACCACUGGUCGCUUCACAGAGAAGAGCGAUGUAUUUGCGUUUGGGAUGAUUAUGUUACAGAUCCUUGCCGGGAAGCGGAUGAUAACCCAUUCAAUGCGUCUUGGGGCUGAAUCAUGCAGGUUUGAAGACUUCAUGGAUGGAAAUCUUCAGGGGAAGUUCUCUGAACCUGAGGCUGCAGGGCUAGUGAGAAUUGCACUUGUCUGCACACAUGAAUCUCCAAACCAGCGACCCAACAUGGAGAUGGUGAUUCAAGAGCUGAGUAAGAUCCGCAGUGGUUCCUGAGGCCUAGGCUCUGAUGACUUAAUUUGGUCCCCUGCUUGCAAAAUUUCCUCAGUAGUGGGUGGGGUGUGAGAGAUGGAGACAUCACCAUCUCUUCAAUGCUAAAUCUCCUUGUGCUUAAAUUCUUAACCAUGAUUUGUCCUUCACUAAGGACGAAUAGUUGUGCGUCUUAAUGUGUUUUGGCCCUUGUAAUUGGGAGAUAGAGACGGGAGCGGAACGUAUUUUUGCCCUCAUUUAACCUGUAUCGAUUUGAUCUCUAGCCGUGUACAAGUUGGGUUUCUUUCAUUACUUCUUGGGUGUACAUGUACUUGUAGCCCCUAAUAGCUAAUGCUUAUUCUACUCAAAAUCAUGACCAA
Nelumbo nucifera (sacred lotus) is the source of this 2679-nucleotide messenger RNA. RefSeq names its product LRR receptor kinase BAK1-like. Lineage: Eukaryota; Viridiplantae; Streptophyta; Magnoliopsida; Proteales; Nelumbonaceae. Gene Ontology annotation, molecular function: ATP binding; protein kinase activity; protein binding. The record is from RefSeq and is a predicted model, not a curated record. Gene Ontology annotation, biological process: protein phosphorylation.